Molecule: messenger RNA, 669 nt
Organism: Zingiber officinale
Lineage: Eukaryota; Viridiplantae; Streptophyta; Magnoliopsida; Zingiberales; Zingiberaceae
Product: protein RGF1 INDUCIBLE TRANSCRIPTION FACTOR 1-like
Exons: 4
Coding region: 1-669 (222 amino acids)
Source: RefSeq, a predicted model, not a curated record
AUGGCGAUCGACCACGAAUCCCCUUUCAAAGAGCUCAACCUCAAGAACAGACGAAUCACGGGCGGCGGAGCGCUGGAGGACGACAGCCGGUGGCCUCGGUGGUUGCGGCCGCUGCUGGCGACGCGUUUCUUCGUCCCGUGCAAUCUCCACUCAUAUUCCCCCCACAAGAGAGAGUGCAACAUGUACUGCCUCGACUGCGCCCACGCCGCUCUCUGCUCCCUCUGCCUCGCCCACCACCGCGACCACCGUACGAUCCAGAUCCGGCGGUCGUCGUACCACGACGUGAUCAGGGUCUCGGAGAUACAGAAGGUGCUGGAUAUCGCCGGCGUGCAAACCUACAUCAUCAACAGCGCCCGCGUCGUCUUCCUCAACGAGCGUCCGCAGCCGCGCCCAAGCAAGGGAGUCGCCAGCACCUGCGAAAUCUGCGACCGGAGCCUGCUCGACUCCUUCCGCUUCUGCUCGCUCGGCUGCAAGAUCGCUGACCCCGGGAGGAAGAAAUCAAUUGCGGCUUCGUCGUCCGCGACGAGCUCAAGUGAUCGAGGGAGCGAGAAGAGCCACGUGACGCAGAGCUUCCCGGCUGUCUUCCCCCCAUCGUCGGCGGCGUCUGUCGCCGUCAGCCACCCGCGCGUCAAGAGGAGAAAGGGCUUUCCCCAUCGUGCGCCAUUUUGA